GCGGGUUUUUAUUAUCUAUCGAUAUGUAGGAUUUAAAUAUAUAUCGAUAUAACACACUAUCGAUAAAUUUAUUUAACUCGUGCCCCACUCUAGUAUCUAUUAUCUAGCACACUAAACCAUGACACUCGCACACACAUGUUGAAUUCCAAGAUCAUCAGUCGUAAAUACACGUCAGGUAUUGUCAUAAAUACUGAGUGGUGUUAUUAAAGAGACAGAAAAAAGAUUAAUUUAUUUUUUUUUUCUUUCAUUACUUCAAGUUGUGAGAGAGAUAUAAAAGCUUACAAUUAAAUACAUUGUGUGGUAAUGUCAAAAGUUUUUGUCUAACCAUUUCGAAUGACACAAGUUUUAUUUUUUGAAUUAAUUUAACUAUGAUAGUAAAAAAGAUAUAAUGGGUAAUUAGUCUAAAGUUUUAAUUUUCCAUGGAUUUUAUUAAUUUCAUACGUGCCAAAAAAAAAAUAAUGAUUUCGGAGUGAGUGCUCUUGAUGAUAUCAACGGCCUCCAGCAAGGUGAAGAAGAUGGUGUACAGAACGUGAGUUCAUCGUUUAUUUUGGGGUUUAAAGUACGAUAAGCAUUCACGUGAUGGUUAAGUCGAUAAUUUUCAAUGAAUCAUGAGUUUUUUAAGAUUUCGAUAAUAAAUGUAAUAUGUAUAUAUAUAAAUGUAUGGAAGUAAAAAAUAUGAUAAAUAUAAAUAUUUAUGGUCAUUUAGUGACCUUGGUUGUUAUGAUGGUUGCAUAAUGUAAUAUUUUGAAUGAUUCCUCUGCAGGCUUGUGGUUAGAUAAAAUAAUUUUUUGAUGUACAAAAUAAACAACAACAAAUAAAUAACGAUGCCACACGUUACAAGAAAAUGGGAAUUAUUCCCAGGACGAAAUAAAUUCUGCUGUGAUGGUAGAGUCAUGAUGGCACCACAAACUGGUGUAUUUUACUUAACUUUGUGCCUCAUUAAUUUAACGAGUGCUGUAUUUUUUAUUUUUGAUUGUCCAUACUUGGCGCUCCACAUAACUCCAGCAAUUCCAGUGAUAGGUGGAUUACUUUUUAUGUUUGUAAUGUCAGCAUUAUUACGAACAAGUUUUAGUGACCCUGGGGUUAUACCUAGAGCGACUCCUGAUGAGGCUGCAUAUAUUGAAAAACAAAUAGAAGUUCCUAACAAUGGUAACUCACCAACGUAUCGACCGCCUCCACGUACAAAAGAAAUCUUGGUGAAGGGCCAGCCAGUUAAAUUAAAAUAUUGUUUUACUUGUAAAAUAUUUCGACCUCCAAGAGCGUCUCAUUGUAGUCUAUGUGACAACUGUGUUGAGGGAUUUGAUCAUCAUUGUCCGUGGGUUGGCAAUUGUGUAGGUCGAAGAAAUUAUAGAUAUUUUUAUGCAUUCAUUGUAUCCUUAGCCUUCCUAUGUGUUUUCCUUUUUGCUUGUGCAACAACACAUCUCAUUAUGCUUACGAGAGAUGAUAGACCAUUUUUAGAUGCUAUAAAAAAUUCACCAGGAAGUCUUUUCGUUGGUACUAUUUGCUUUUUUUCCGUUUGGAGUAUUUUAGGUCUUGCUGGAUUUCAUACUUACCUUACAAGCAGCAAUCAAACAACAAACGAAGACAUAAAAGGCUCAUUUUCAAGUAAAAGAGAACAAGAAAGUUUUAAUCCAUAUAGUCAUGGAAAUAUUUGUGGUAAUUGUUUUUAUGUUCUCUGUGGACCAGCUCCACCAAGCCUUAUCGAUCGACGAGGAAUUGUCACGCCCGGAUACAGAGCUGAACGUGAACGAACUGGUGAUGAUUAUGUAAUUGCCAAUAAUAAAGCUUAUGGUACAGUUAAAAUUAUGCAGCCACAAGCUAAUGGUCACAAUAUUCCAUCACAUGUAGAUAAUGAUUUGACUGGUUCAAUGAAUAAUCUUGUCUCAGGUCAACGUUCACCGCGGAUUGAAUCAUUAAACGGUGAGUUAACACUUAUGAACCAGCUACCACGUUGUCCCGUUGAAUUACCCAAGUAUCGUCAGUACACAAAUGAAGUAUACAUUCAAAAAUAUUCAACGCCGCGACGUUGUGCUCAAGAUCGCGUACAACCUGGUGAUGCUUAUGCUGCCGAAAUUGAACGUCUUAAUGCAGAAGUUCAAAAAUUUAAUUAUAAAUGUGAGGAAACUUUACAGAGAUAUCCACAAAGAUGCCGUGAAGAGUAUCAACGUUGUUCUGAAAAUAAUUUAAUACACAAUCAACAACAGUAUACUGUUGAACAAAAAUACGCGAUUGAUCUUAAAAAAUAUCCACGUGGAUACUCGGAAGAUUAUUUAAAAUAUGGUGGUAUUGGUGAUGAUGAUGAUGAUGAUAAUUACAGAAAAUCAAUUGAUUUACAAAAAUUUCCUCAACGUUAUUCUGAAGACCCAUCACGACAAUAUCACUCACCACAAACUUUUAAAUACAAUAAUCUUAGAUGUAAUCAACAUGGCUUUAAAUAUCCAAUUACUACGAAUAUUUUACCUAAUAGAAUAUUAGGCUCUGGUAAUAUUCCUAUGAUUGGUCAAAAUGCAAUCGGUCUAGUAGUUAAUAGAUUUGGUUCAGCACCUUUAAAUUAUGAUAUGGCCUUUAUGGAUAAUAAUUCUAUUUGCCCAGGGGAAAGGGCCGAGGAUAAUUUAAUGAAUCGUCAUUUUAUUGUCAGCCCCCUAAAUGAUAAUGAUUGACAAUGAUUACUCGCUACUCCUCGGCAUAUUAGCACUCACGCCCCUCGUUUCUCAUCGAGGAAUUGCAUUUUUCAUAACACCAAUGACAUUAAAUAAGUUAUUACACUUAUUAAAAAGAAAACAUUUACAUACAUAUUUAUAUGAUAUGUAUAACGUUUUAAGAGAUUAAUAUAUUCAAAAACUUCCAAGAGAUUUAAAAAAGUUACAUAUUUAAACUAAAUAUAAUAGCUAUUAUUUUAACAAUAGUAUCUUUAUAGAUAAACAUACAUGCAAAUUUUUAAUGCUAUAUAAAUCAAUAAAACGUGUUUCUUUGUUUAUAAUUACGACCUAUUAUCGAGGGCUCAAGUCCGUGAUUUUGGUAAGUCCAUCAUACCACUUGCAUAUUCGUGCACAAUCAAUUUAAAAAAAAAAUUUUGUUCAUUUUUUCUAAUCCAUUGGGAAAAAUAGUUUGUUUUUAUUUUUGUUUUGUUAAUUUUUUUUUUUACUUGGCAUUAACAUUAAACCGACAGCAUUUUUUUUAUCACCUUUAUAAUCAAUAUUUUCCCUGAGAGCACCAUGUAUUGAUAAGCUUGUUUUGGAUUGUGACUAAUUCACGAGGAUUUUGGUUUGAAUUUUUUAUAUUUAUUUAAAUAUUUGUAAAUAUAUUUUGGGAGAAUGAGGUAAAUUUUUUUACCCAUUUGUCACAUUUUUAUAAAAACAUAAAACGUAUGCGGCUUUUUAAUUUUAUUUUUAAAAAGCCAAGUUAUUCCUAGAUCCUUUAUAACAAUUAUUUAUUAAUUUAAUUUAUCAAUUAUUAUUGUUAUUUUUUUUUUGUUUCUAAUAUUUAUAAAUGAUAAAAUGUAAAUAAUAAUAUGG
Molecule: messenger RNA, 3515 nt
Organism: Microplitis demolitor
Lineage: Eukaryota; Metazoa; Arthropoda; Insecta; Hymenoptera; Braconidae
Gene: app
Product: palmitoyltransferase app
Exons: 10
Coding region: 825-2660 (611 amino acids)
Biological process (GO): protein targeting to membrane; peptidyl-L-cysteine S-palmitoylation
Cellular component (GO): endoplasmic reticulum; Golgi apparatus
Molecular function (GO): protein-cysteine S-palmitoyltransferase activity
Source: RefSeq, a predicted model, not a curated record